Messenger RNA from Phyllotreta striolata, 937 nucleotides. NCBI's taxonomy places the organism in Eukaryota, Metazoa, Arthropoda, Insecta, Coleoptera, Chrysomelidae. The record is from the annotation of a GenBank genome assembly.
GUUGUCUUCUAUUGCACAUACAUCAUGAGAUUAAACGUUUUCAUGUGUUUCAUCAUCGUUUACAGUAAAACUCCAGUGAAUGCAGACAAUGCAUUGCGAAUUGUCGGUGGAAAUGAAACGACAAUUGAGAAGCAUCCGUGGAUAGUAUCGAUUAAAAGUCUUGGAGUCCAUUUUUGCGGAGGAUCCAUUAUCAAUGAAAAUACUAUCGUCACAGCUGCGCAUUGUUUUGCUGAGAUAUCAGAGGGACUAUCGAUUCUGGCAGGCACUAAAAAUAUAGACGAAAAAGGCACAGCUAUAAAAGUAGAGUACUUUAUAAUGCAUGAAAAAUAUGAUACUGAGACCUAUACAUACGAUUACGACAUUGCUAUUUUGAAGUUAUCGAAAAAUUUAACGUUCUCCAGUAAAAUCCAGCCGAUACUUUUACCCUCAGAAGAUACUCAAGUAUCAGUUGGAGAACCUGUAACAAUAGCCGGUUGGGGGGUGACCAAGGAGGGUAGUCCUAUUAUAUCCAAUAUAUUACGUGACGUGGAAAUAUACUCCGUCGACUGGGAAACUUGUAAAAAGGAGCUGAACGAUUAUGGCACAGUUACCGAAAAUAUGUUCUGCGCAGGAUAUCCCACAGGCAAUAGAGAUUCAUGCCAGUGCGAUUCGGGUGGACCGUUGGAAUUAAACGGUACUUUACUGGGCAUCAUAUCAUGGGGGAACGGAUGUGGAGAGGUUGGUUUUCCUGGAGUAUACACUCUCGUUCCCAAAUUCAGAUCAUGGAUUAAACAACAUACAGGAGUCUAGCUCCUGUACUAUUUUAUUUAAUUUCUUUUAUCAAACAUAUUGUCAGCUAUAGAGUUAUUAUUUCAAUUAAAAUGACAGCAUGCAAAAAAAUAUUAUAAAAAUAUAGAAAACGUUAAAUAAAUAGAUCAAUCGACUGUUAAAGCUAGAA